Argentina anserina (silverweed cinquefoil) is the source of this 1074-nucleotide messenger RNA. RefSeq lists its product as uncharacterized. The transcript is spliced from 3 exons. NCBI's taxonomy places the organism in Eukaryota, Viridiplantae, Streptophyta, Magnoliopsida, Rosales, Rosaceae. The record is from RefSeq and is a predicted model, not a curated record. Bases 1 to 1074 code for a protein of 357 amino acids. Gene Ontology annotation, molecular function: protein dimerization activity.
AUGUUUAACAGCAGGAAGUGGAUUGAUGGUCCUUUUGUAAAAAGUCAUGAAGACAUAGGGGCUCGUGCAAUUGUUCUAUUUGAAAAGAACUUUUGGAGUGAUGUUGCAUUUUGUGUGAAGGGUGUGAUGCCAUUAGUGUGUGUUUUGAGGGAGGUUGAUUCGGAGGUAAGACCUGCUAUGGGCUACAUAUAUGAAUUAAUGGAUGCCGCAAAGGAGAAGAUUGUAUUUGAAUUGAAGAAGAACCCUAGACAUUAUCAACCAAUUUGGAACAAAAUUGAUGCAAGGUGGACUCCUCAACUACAUCAACCUUUGCAUGCUGCCGGAUAUUUUCUAAACCCUCUACUACAUUAUGAAGACAACUUCUCAACUGUUUUAGAAGUCAAUAAAGGAUUGCAUAAAUGCAUGGAUAUAAUGAUUUCAUUGGAGGAUCGACUAAGGGCUAAUAUCCAAUUGGAGAUGUUUGAUAAAUGUCUUGGAGAGUUCGGAAGUAAGAUAACAAUACAUUCCGAGAAGCUAAGAAGUCCAGCGAGUUGGUGGGAGCGUUUUGGAGAGGAAACACCUGAGUUGACAAAGUUUGAUAUCCUUGUACUUAGCCUAACAUGUAGUGCCUCUGGAUGUGAGAGGAAUUGGAGUACCUUUGAGUCGAAAAUGAACCGACUUGAGCACAAAAGAUUAAAUGCAUUGGUUUAUGUCAAGUACAACUCUUUACUAAGGGAAAGAAACAUUAGAAGACGAGUGAAGAAGCUUGAUCCCAUUUUAGUGGAAGAAAUUGAUUCCGAUGAUGAAUGGAUACCAGAGGUGGAAGAUCCUAUAUUGCCAGAUGAUCACUCUUGGCUUGAAGAAGGUGUGUUUGAGGUGGAAGCUAUAAGGAAUGUACCGAUUGAAUGUUAUGAACAAAAUUUGUCAAUUAGAGUUCCUAUAUGUGUAGAGCCACUAGAUGAGCCAAUAAUAGAUGAUGUUCCUUUGUUGGAUGAUGACAUGAGAUUUGAUGAGCCCUCUUACGCACCUUCUUCUAAAAGGAAGAAUGUUGAAAGCUCAAGUAAGUACUUUCUUAUUCAUCCUCAAGUUAUUUAG